This is a messenger RNA of Spinacia oleracea (spinach), 1933 nucleotides long. RefSeq lists its product as uncharacterized. Bases 125 to 1738 code for a protein of 537 amino acids. Gene Ontology annotation, cellular component: nuclear pore transmembrane ring. Lineage: Eukaryota; Viridiplantae; Streptophyta; Magnoliopsida; Caryophyllales; Amaranthaceae. Gene Ontology annotation, molecular function: protein-macromolecule adaptor activity. The transcript has 4 exons. Gene Ontology annotation, biological process: nuclear pore organization. The record is from RefSeq and is a predicted model, not a curated record.
CACCACUCGAGCGGGCCAAAACUCUCCCUCCUCUCAAACUAAAAAUAAUCCUGCUUAUUCCAGCAAAGUUCUCUGUAAAACCCUCCCAAGCUCAACCUUCUAAAACACCACUACAGGCACCACCAUGUCGCAACCACCGCCACCGUCAGACAUCGUCAAAAAUCGCUUUCUAUCAUUCCUAAUAUGGCAAUCCAUUCAAUCCGCCGCCAUUUUCAUACUCACCAAAGCUUUACUGCUCUCCCCUUUCACCCCUAAACCCUACUUCCCCUCUCUCCUCGGUUGUGUCUCUCUCCUCGGCUUCCUCAUUUCUAUGCUCUUCUUCUCUAUUUCCGUCCAACUUAACGCCACUCCUCAGUUCCGCCGCCACGCUUCCCCGCCGGAGCUCGCUCUCGGAAUCGUCCGAUUGGUUUUUUCCGGUUCGUCUUCCAUCGACGAGGGUUUUGUCCAUCGAGCUCGGUCUUCUCUGUGUAUACUCGUUCUUAUUAGUGUUUCAUCUGUGUCGGGUUUUGCCGCGGUGGUUUUGAUAGCUGGAAGUAGUUAUUCUGGUUCUUUUUCUGGGUUGAUCAGCUCAUUGGGGCAACGAAGUGUUUUUGCCGGUUUGCUUUAUGGGUUUUAUUGUGUAUUCUCUCAGCGCUUGGUGUUGGAUUUCCCUAUUGUUCAGCGUCCACCUUUUUUUAGCUAUAAGAUGGGGCUUCUUUCGGCUGUUAGACAAGCUCUAAAGCUUUCGGCUGCAUCCUUCAUUUUUUCAGCACUGUUCGUGGUCCUCUUGCCAAAUCAGCGUAAAAGUUCGGUUGCUAGGCAAUAUUUUUCAGAGCAUUUUAUCUUUUACAUAGGAAAUUUUGCGGUUUUUCUCUCCUGGGAGCUGAUACUUCAUUUGCACAAGGUUCUGCAUACAAAGAGAUUUGUGUUUGCUCCAUCAAAAGGAUCUGCUGCAGUGGAAACAAAUCCCAGUGAUUCACUUCUCGCUGCUUUGGAGGGCAGUCAUCCUAGAUCUCUGCUGCAGUAUCUUGCGUAUCUUGAUUUAUGCAUGGUGUGUGGAAGUAACAUUGAACCCUGGCGCCGGGCAGCCUUCUUUGAAGAAACUGGUGAGACUUACAAGAGAGUAGUGGCUGCGUGCAUGAGGCCUUUAGAGCAGUUUGCUUCAAAGUUAGCUGAAGGCUUAACAAGUUCAACUGAGAACGUAAACAAACUAUCGCAUCAAUUAAGCUCCCCAAAUGAAAUUAUUCAUAGCUCUGAGAUUCUUGAAUCAUUUGGUAAUUUCCAGUUGUAUGCAUGGUGUGCACAAGCUGUAGCAUCUUUAGAAGUACACUCACAUAAAGAAGACAGGUUUGGAGUUGCUCAGCUAUCUGGGAGUCAUGCUAUGGUGUUAUCAACGCUGUUGUCUUGCCUGGUUGCUGUGGAAACAUCCAUGGGAAAGAAGAUAAAUUUGCAAUCCCCAAAUCAUAUACUUGGUCCUGCUGGUAUUAAAUGGGCUACAAACAGCACAGCUAGAAGAGAAAUUGCUACUGCCAUGAACAAGAAAAGGGGUAGCCCUUCACACUCAAAGUCGUAUGCAUUAGCAGAUGUGUUAAAGGUAUCUAUUUAUUCAAUAGUAUCUGAAUUUCUUCAAGAGAUGCGCGCUAGUGCUAAAAUAGGGGCUUUGGAGAAAGACUGGCUCAACAAUACCAACCUUGUUUAUGGAUCUGCUGAGCUUCUAGUUCAAAAACUUGAUUUCUUUCUUAAUUUUCAAGCUAGCUAGGCACACACUUCAAAUUUGAUUCAUAUACGUCAUAUUCAUGUCUUAAUGGUAACUCCAAGAAGGUUUUGAUAUUGAUUUAUACGGAGUAGUGUAUUGACGUUAGUUACGUAAUGGGAUGAGAAGAGCUUGUAAAUGCUUUGAAUGCUACUUGGUGACCUGUUGAAGUUCUUGUGCUUAUGAAAUCACCCUUGCAUA